AAACCAAUGUGAUCAAAUUGAAUGUGUUUUUCCUUCGACAUUGUAAUGAAAAUGAUGAAUAAUAUAUCAAAAUAAAUAAAAAAAGAAAUCAUUGCGAGAGACUUUUUGGACAUUUUACCAGUGAAUUAUACCAGUUUCUUUUAUUGUGUGAUCUACGAUCAAAAGUUAAAUUUGUUCUCUUAUUUGGAAUAUCAUAUAUUUUUAGUUGAAAAUGAAUUCUGCAUCAAGUCGAAUUUUAUACGAUGUGCCAUGUAAAGUGUGCAGUGAUCAUAGUUCUGGCAAGCAUUAUGGAAUAUUUGCAUGUGAUGGAUGUGCUGGUUUUUUCAAACGUUCGAUUCGACGAUCACGUAAUUAUGUAUGCAAAGCAAAAACGGAGGGCAAUUGCGUUGUUGACAAAACCCAUCGGAAUCAGUGUCGUGCGUGUCGAUUAAAAAAAUGCUUUAAAGUUGGUAUGAACAAAGAUGCCGUUCAACAUGAACGUGGUCCAAGGAAUUCAACGCUUCGCCGUCAAAUGGCAAUGUUCAUUGGCAGCAAAGAUAUGAUCAGUUCGGAUGAUGUUAAAAAGAUUCAACAAGAUCUUGUAUUUCGUACACUUCCCAUACAACCGCCAACGAUACCAUCAUACAUUUUGGAUCUAUCCGCCCGGAAUCGUAGUUUAAUUGAACAAUCGGCUUAUCGAACAUCGGUCAUGUCACCAUUUCAUCCAGUUCCAAUGUCACCCACAAAAACCGUUGAAUGGAUUUGUGAAACAGCUGCCCAAUUACUUUUCAUGAAUACACGAUGGAUUAAAGCGUUGUGCCUUGUUAACCCGCUUCCAAUUGGCGAUCAACUUAUAUUGCUUGAACAUUCAUGGACCGAUCUAUUUAUAUUAGGCGCUGCACAAUAUAUGUUACAAUUUAAUUUCAAUCCGUUGCUAUUUGCCUAUCAAAAUAAUGAAAAAAGUGCACUUGUCCACAAUGAGGCCAAUCAAUUUCAAAGUAUACUUUGUAAAUUAGCCGAAAUGAAUAUUGAUAGUCGCGAAUAUAAUUGCAUACGUUCGAUAGCUCUGUAUAAUGCAGCUGCCCGAAUCGAAGCAAAUGACGAAACGAAAGAUGAUUCAACAAAUGCCAAAUUGGAAGAUACAUCAAAGAUAAUCACAUACCGUGAUGAAGCGAUUGCCGAUUUGGCAGCUCACAUAAAUGUUACGAAACCAAUUCAACCGUUGCGAUUACAAAAUUUGAUGCUGAUGUUGGAUCAACUGAAACGAGUAUCAAGUUACACCAUUGAAGAGCUAUUUUUCCGACGACACAUCGGCCAAGAUGUGACCAUUGUCAAACUUAUGGUAGAUAUGUAUAGUCAAGGGAAGAUGUGAAUCGCACAUUUCAUGUGCACAAACAACAAAAACAAAAUAACUGUGCCAAAUACUCAAUGCAAGCGCACUAUAGCGGUAGACAUGACAUUUUUUAUAACAUUAUGCAGCACAUAGUAUAGCAUAGUUACUUAUAGUACAUAGCAUAUAGAUCUGAUAUAUUCUAGCUAUAAUUAGUUUGGCUUAUCGUGGCCAAUGUGCAGGGUGAUGAAAUGAAUAAUGCACAAUUUAGGCUAUUUUGCAGUUAUUAGUACCUAAAAGAUAUCUUUAGAAUUUCAAAAUAGCCGGUGACUACAAAAUAAAGAAAAAAAAUCUUAUUUUUUUACUAAUUUUUUUUUUUUUUUGCAACAGUUCAAUUUGAAUGAAUUGUUUUGCAGCGUUUAGCAUUUGA
Molecule: messenger RNA, 1739 nt
Organism: Contarinia nasturtii (swede midge)
Lineage: Eukaryota; Metazoa; Arthropoda; Insecta; Diptera; Cecidomyiidae
Gene: tll
Product: protein tailless
Exons: 2
Coding region: 212-1351 (379 amino acids)
Biological process (GO): positive regulation of transcription by RNA polymerase II; cell differentiation; anatomical structure development
Molecular function (GO): RNA polymerase II cis-regulatory region sequence-specific DNA binding; nuclear receptor activity; zinc ion binding
Source: RefSeq, a predicted model, not a curated record